AUGCUUAAAAAUGAGAAUGGGAUGUGGGUGGAUCAACCUGAACAAUUGAAAGAUUUGAUCACUAAUUACUUUAUGAAUCUUUUUGGGUAUACCCCUUCCACUUCUCCUACUAAUUGGAAUAACCUGGUGAGCUGCAAGCUAGACCAGGCUGACAAUGCUACUCUUACUAAUGCCAUUUCUAAUGAUGAAGUGUGGAAUGCUGUUAAGAAUAUAAAUGCCUUUAAAGCUCCUGGGAGGGAUGGGUUUCAGGCUGUGUUUUUCCAUACUUAUUGGUCCAUUGUUGGUGCGUCCAUAUUGAGGCCCCUCUUAGGCAAGAUUGUUCGACCUAACCAAAGUAGCUUCAUUCCUGGAAGGAAUACUAGUGACAAUAUAAUCAUUACCCAAGAAAUCAUUCAUUCUCUCAACAAAAAGAAGGGUAAGAAGGGUGGUUUGGUUUUUAAAAUUGAUUUGGAAAAAGCUUAUGAUAAUCUCUCUUGGGAUUUUUUAAAACAAACUUUGGAGGAGUUUAAUUUUGAUCAUAAUUUCAUUGAGCUUAUUAUGUAUUGUGUGACAACUGUUAGUUCUGCUGUUAUCUGGGAUGGUGUCCCACUUCAGGAAUUCAUUCCAGCAAGAGGGUUGAGACAAGGGGACCCUUUGUCUCCUUACCUGUAUGUGCUUUGUCUUGAGAGGUUAUCGAAUAUGAUUAGUUUUCAAGCUGAUCAUAAAACUUGGAAAGGGGUGGAGACCUCCAGAAAAGGGCCAAAACUUACCCACCUUUUCUUUGCUGAUGAUUUAAUGCUGUUUGGGCAGGCUACCUCCAAUUGUAGUACUAUCAUGAAGGUUAUGAAUGAAUUUUGUGAUAUUCCUGGUCUGAAAAUUAAUCAUCAUAAGUCCAAACUAUUUGUCUCUCCUAAUAUUGAGAGGAGGAGUGCCAAAGAAAUGAGUAACAAGACUGGCAUCCCCCUUACUUCUGAUUUAGGGAGAUACUUGGGUGUCCCUAUCAUCCAUGGUAGAGUUAACAGGGGCAUUUUCACCCACAUUUUAGAUAAGAUGCAAAGGAGGUUGGCUGGGUGGAAAGCCUAUACUCUAUCUAUGGUUGGUAGAGCCACUCUAAUCCAAUCUGUGCCUUCUGCUAUACCUGCCUAUGCUAUGCAGACUGUGCUCUUACCAGCUAAGGUUUGCAAUGAAAUUGAUAGUAUGAAUAGAAACUUUCUCUGGGGAGACACUCUGGAAAAGAAGAAAAUUCGCCUAGUUAAUUGGGAUGUUGUGUGCAAAAUGAAAAAAGCAGGUGGUCUGGGGAUUAAAAAAGCUAGGGAUCAGAACCUGGCUUUGAUCUCUAAGUUGGGCUGGAAUUUGAUUAGAAACAGAAACAGUUUGUGGUGUGAGCAGAAAGGUAGGGAUGCUUCUCAUAUUUGGAGAGAUGGGAAUUGGGAUGCUAUUCUAAUUAAUGACAACUUCCCUCAGCCAUUGGCUAAUAUUAUCCUGGGAACUCCACCCCCUGGAAACAGUGGGAUGGACACCCCAUUCUGGAAGGGAUCUCCUGGUGGGGAAUUUACUGUGUCCUCUGUGUAUGAAAUGCUUCAGAACAGGAAGGAUAUGGCAGAGGACUGGUCUUGGGUGUGGAAACUGAGACUACCACAGAAACUAAAAGGUAGACUGAAACUAAACACUGAUGGAAGCAAGAAAAUUGGAGGAGAUGGAGGCUUUGGUGGGCUGAUCCGGGAUGAACAUGGAGCUUGGGUGUGUGGUUAUUAUGAACGUUUGCAACCUGGAACUAGUCUUGAAGCUGAAUUGUGGGCUCUAUACAAGGGACUCACCGUGAUCCUACAAAAAGGCAUGGACAAUGUGACCAUUGAAUUAGAUACAAUGCAGGUGGUACAACUGAUGAAUGAAGAAACAAGGGACAAUUGCCCUUUCAAGAAUCUGGUGGAGGACUCCAAAAUCUUGCUCCAAGGCUGUCAAUGCACUGUCCAGCACGUUUGGAAGGAAGGAAAUCUUUGUGCCGAUGCCUUGGCAAAGUUUGGAGCGCAACAACCCAAAGAUAUGUUGGUGGUCAAUGAGCCACCAGCGGAAAUUAGAAGCCUUUUAAUUUCUGAUAUGAUAGCAUUAAAUCCUACUGCAAUUAAUAGUUACUCGUCUGGAGCAAUCCCUGCUUCUGAAAGUGCAGUGGACUAUAUGAAAUCUGUUGAAGAACAAUUCAUUAGAACUUCCAAAUCCCUUGCUAGUACUCUCAUGAUUAAAGUGAUGACAAUGAAAUAUGAUGGUUUGAGUGGUGUUCGUGAACAUAUCUUAAAGAUGGCCUCUCAAUUAAAGAAAGAUAAGCGGAAGAUAAGCGAGUUAAUUGCCAUGUGUGUUCAAGAAGAAGAGAGGUUUAAAGUUGAAAAGCCUAAUAUAGCUCACCUUACCAUCUUGGGUCCAACCAAAAAGAUCUUCAAGAAAGGAAAAGAGAGAUCAAAGGGUUUUAGAUUCUAUUGUCCCAUUCAUAGCACAAGAAUUGUUGAAACUAGAAAUGAUGUGUUCUUAGAGAAUGAAGACAUUAGUGGGAGAAUGAAUCUUAAAAAUGUUUCUUUGGAGGAAAAGCGUGCUUUUAUGCCUUCCACAAUUAUCCGAGAAAAUGAAGUACCUAAACCUAUUGUGGAUAAUGUUGGUACUCAAUAG
Messenger RNA from Camellia sinensis, 2637 nucleotides. Lineage: Eukaryota; Viridiplantae; Streptophyta; Magnoliopsida; Ericales; Theaceae. The record is from RefSeq and is a predicted model, not a curated record.